AUGUUUCGAAAUUUGUUGAAUCAAGGCGCGGGUAGGAGAGGGCUUUUUGGUGGUAAAGAUGAGUCGAACGGAGACAAACCACCUUCGCUCCCAGAGCACUUGCAAAUGACGAUCGAUAUUGCUUCCAGUAUGCAAUCGGUUGUGUCGAUGCUGGUGGCAGAAGAGGAACCUGCCUCCAAAAUUCAAGAAGAAAUGGAACCUCUGCACAAAGAGCUGGUCAAUUUGCUGAAAGCUUGUAUCGAAGUCAACAAAGAAAAUGAUAAGCGACAAGCGAAAGAAAUGGAUUCUUCCAAAUUCGUCAUGGAUCAAGUCCAAUCUCAACUCAUUUCCACAAAGAAAGAGUUGACCGAAACCCAAAUGACCCUUCAGAAAACCAAAGGGGAACUCCAAGAAACCAAAGACGAGCUUCAACAAACCAAAAAGGAAUUGAAAGAAGCUCAAGAGUCAUCAGAGGCAGUUCCAGAAAACAUCGCCCUUGGACAACAGCAGCCAUCACUGCAAUCAGCCACCGACUCGGCAGAUGUCCAAUUGAUGCAAUCUCAGGUAGAAUCUCUGAAUCACAAGUUGGAACAUCGCCAGAGUCGAAUUGACAACUUGCAGCACAUUCUUAGCAUGAAAGAUCGAGAACACGAAACCGAAUUGAAUAGACAAAAGGCCAAGGCCAUGCUAGGCGGCACGUCCGGAUCUGACAAUGAAGAUAUUGAGAAUUUGCAAGCCGAGUUGGAAGAAACCAGAGAAGAGUUGGAGCAAGUCCGAGAUGAACUGGAACAACAAACUGAGGUCAUGAUUGAAGCGGAAGACAAAUUGAAGGAAGCUGACCAAGCUCUUGAAAACAAAGCGCAGAUGGAGGACCGGAUAGAUCACUUGUCGGAACUCUUGCACCAGAAGAGUCAAGAGGUGAACGAGAUUGAGAACGAAUUGGAACAAAUGCACGUCAUGAUGGAGCAAACUAAGAAUAUCAUCAAUGAACAGGCCGAAGAACUAGAAGAGAAGAACUUCCAACUGAAUGCCAUGAGUGGCUCGCAGGUCGCCAAGCCAGCAGUCGAUGAAGGGGCUGUUUCUACCCUGAAGGAAGAACUUGAAAAGACUAUGGAUCAACUCAGAGAUCGAGAAGAUGAUAUCAAGAGACUGAAGGAUGAUUUGCAAAAUACCAAGGAAAUUAUGGAUAUCCAAGCACAAGUCUUGCAAGAACACAAGAACAAUCCUCCUCCGCCACCGCCGCCCCCUGCACAAUCGUUUGAUAGCGAAGAGGAAGAUGUUUUGGGAAAGAUUUCGAUUGAAGAACACAUGGAAACUAUCCAAGACUUUCAGAAGCAACUGGAAGAUGCACGUGAAAAAAUUGCGGAGCAAUCGCGUCAAAUCAACGAACAGCAUCAACAAAUUAACGUAGCGGCGCCAUGGCGGGAGGAUGAUGAACCAAGUCGAGAUGACAUGAAGCAGGAACUUGAUAUUGCUACAAAACGAAACCAACGACUCGAAGAGCAAAUUGAAGAGAUUGAAGAUCAUUUGGAAGAAACAAUGAGAGAAUUCGAGCAACAAGCCGCACUCAUUCAAUCCAAGGAUGAGCAAAUUCGAUCACUUGAAGAAAAGGCCGAAGUCGGAGUGGGACAAAGUCGGGAUGAUGUGAGAUCCACAAACUCCUCUCUGGCAAAUGAAGUGGAGGACAAGGAACGCAUCAUCGAAUCUUUGGAAAUGCAACUAUUGGAAGCCGACGAGGCCAUUCAGGAAUUGCAAAAGGAACAUUUGGUCCAGCGCAAGUCGAUUGCCAUCACCAAUGACUCAAAACGGGAAGAGCGGGAAGCUUUUAUAGAGUCUUUAGAGAUGCAACUGGAAGAUGCCGAUACCGCUAUUCGCAAACUGGAAACUCGGGUUCGUGAGAAAGACAAGGAAAUUAAACGAUUAGAGGCAGAUAUAGAAGAAACACGACAAUUGCUGGAGGAAGCGCAGCAAGCGAACGAAGGGAGCCAUUCCAGAGGAAUGGAUCCAAUCGAACUAGAGGAGAAGGAUGCAGAAAUCGAAAGACUCCAAAAGAAGCUGAAGGAUGUGAAAGCAAACGCGAGUCGUUCGAAAGCAUUGGAUCAGGAGCUCGAGGAAAAGGACAAGGAAAUCGCUAGGCUUGAAACUAAACUCAAGGAUGCACAGGUCAACGGAAGUCGUUCAAGAGGGCUGGACCAAGAACUCGGGGAAAAGGACGAAGAAAUUGCAAGACUUGAAAAGAAGCUCAAGGAUGUCCAACAGAAAGCAAACCGUUCUGGAGAAUUGGAUCAAGAACUCGAGGAAAAGGAAGAAGAAAUCGCUGCACUUCAAAAGAAGCUCAAGGAAGUCCAACAAAAAGUAAGAAAUUCGAAAGAACUGGAACAAGAACUCGAGGAUAAGGGUAAAGAAAUCGCCAGACUUGAAAAAAAGCUGAAAGAUGUGCAAGCAAAGGCAAGCCGUUCCAAAGAUUUGGAUCAAGCACUCGAGGAUAAGGAUCAAGAAAUUGCUAGACUUGAAAAAAAGCUAAAGGGUGUCCAAGAUAAGACGAGCCGUUCCAAAGGAUUGGAUCAAGAACUCGAGGAAAAGGAUUCAGAAAUCGCUAGACUUGAAAAGAAGCUAAAGGAUGUCCAAGAAAGGGCAAUGUCCGAAGAAGAGUUUGCUGAAGUGCAAAAGGCGCUUCUUCACGCAAACAAAUCGAUGAAGAAAGGACAGAAGCAAAUCACUAAGUUGACUGAGCAAUUGGAAGGGACGGAAGCAGCAAUGAAACGAGAGCUUGCUAAAGCACAAGGUUUGAUAGAUGAAAAGGACGCAGCGAUAAGUUCUUUGGAGCUCAAGUUGGAAGAAGCCGAAGUAAGGCUUGUCACAUCACAAGAAGAGCUACAAACUCAAGCAGAAGAACUAGAAAAGGUAAAAAAAGCUAUGCAAGGAAUGCAGCACGAAACUCGAGGCGGCUCCGACGAGUCUGAAACCACGAUUAAUUCGCCAAAAGGAGGAGAAAGAGCAGAGAAGCGGGUAUCGGCGUUUGGGGCAAAUACUGAAGCGAUGACAUAUCAUGAAUUGAAGGACCGAUUGGAAGUUUUGGAGCAAGAGAAGAUUGAGCUUGCUGCAGAGAAAAAAAGGAAGGCGGUUGCAAUGAUCUCUUUGCAAAAGCAGCUGGACAUCGCCAAGGAGGAAGCCCAAAAGCUGGUCCCAUUUCGUAACGAGCUGAAGGAUGCACUAAAGAAAGUAUCAAGUUCUGAUGGCAUUGAGGCAGUAAAGUCUUUACAAGCCAGCUUCGACCGAAAGGAAAUGGAGUCGAACGCGAAUUCUGACAAAUUGCAAGAAAAGUCUAUUCAGUCUUUGGAAAAAGAAAUUGGGCUUCAUGAAAAGGAUGCAAUGAUCGCAUCCCUUGAAAAAGAGCUUCAAGAAUUGACGGCGUCAGAUAAACAAACAAAGCAAGGAAGUGACAAGAGCGAAAGCACUGUUAAGGAACUCGAAGAUGAUCUCAAGACACGAAAUCAAACCAUCAGUACGCUUCAAGGCAAACUCAAGGAGCUCGAAACAGAGUCAGAAAUCAGAAGUUCUUUGGAAAAGAAGCUUCCACCCGGAGACACACGCGCUAUGGGAGAGGAGCUAAUUCGGGCUCAAAAAACAAUAUCGAAUCUUCAGCAAGAAAUCGGAGACUUGGAAGGAAAUAUGAAACAGGCUCUUUCCGCAUUGAUCAAAGAUAAAGACAGCGAAAUUAAAAGGCUACGCAGCGAAUUCGAAAAUGCAGCGAAGGUUGUUGUGGAAAAGGAAGCAGAGAUUGCUCGCCUGAAGGAGCAGCUCGAGGAGAAUGAGAGGACGAUGCAAGUUGUAAUCCGGAGUCGAAAAGACCAAGCCAACGAAUCGGAAAAAAUGAAGGGUCGCGUCAGUGGAUUGGAAUGCGAGCUCCUGCAAGCCAAGUGCGAUGAGGAGACGAAGAUAGAAGAAUUGAAUAAUACUAUUCAGAUGCUGAAUCAACAAUUGGAGGCGUCAGAAGAGUCGAUUAGAGCUCUACAGCGGAAGGGACAGCAGACAAAACGGAAGUCACUGCAGGCUAAAGAUGACACGCAAGCCGAGAUCGAGAACCUAAAGGCAAAGAUCAAGACUUUAGAAGCAGAAGUGAAUAAGAAAAAUCAAGAUAAGAUACGGAUCACGGAAUUGGAGUCGCAACUGGAGCGAGAAGUGGAGCAAUCAAUAGAAGCUGGACGCAAGAAGCAAUCUGAAAUUGAUGUCCUUACGGCGGAUCUACAAAAUGCUAAUACGAGGAUCGAAGAUUUGGGAGAGUUGAUACGUUCGGAACGGGAAAAACGGGAGCGAAAAGUUAGCAAAGAUGAACACCGAAUCAUUGACCUAGCAGAUCGAUUGGAGCAGGAAAUUGAUCACUCUGAAUCUCUGAAAAAGCAGUUGGACACCUACAAACAUUCUCUCAAGGCAAAGCGCAAAAUCAUUGAUUCGCAAGCUCACGAGCUCCGUGAUUGCCAAGACAAAUUGGAUAUGCACGAUUCGAUCACGCGGAAGGCCAAGCGAAAGAUGAAGCAAUUGGAGAACGAGAUUUGGAAUCUUGAAGGUGAACUAGAGAGCAUCAACAUGUAUCUCCGAGGUCAACAACAACAGCGAGGAGGGUUUGGUGGUAGUGGCGGACGGGGUGGGCGUGGUGAUCCAAGGGGAAUGCAGGAUCCUUAUGUUGACGACGUCCCAGUAACUCAAUACUUGGAUCAAUUCUCCAAGAAAGUUCUGUCAGCACGGCGUCAACUGGAAGCCGCGCAAGAUAAGAUGCACCGAGGUAGAUAG
Cylindrotheca closterium is the source of this 4770-nucleotide messenger RNA. Lineage: Eukaryota; Bacillariophyta; Bacillariophyceae; Bacillariales; Bacillariaceae. The record is from the annotation of a GenBank genome assembly.